This is a messenger RNA of Arabis nemorensis, 246 nucleotides long. Lineage: Eukaryota; Viridiplantae; Streptophyta; Magnoliopsida; Brassicales; Brassicaceae. The record is from the annotation of a GenBank genome assembly.
AUGGGUUGUGCCGACAUCGCUCGGAAAAUCUCCCGUGCGAUUCAUCUCGCUCCCAACGCCGUUAUCGCCGCCGUGGCAAGCCGUUCAUUCGCCACCGCAAAUGGCUACCCUGAAUCGACCAAAAUCCAUGGCUCUUAUGAAUCGAUUCUCUCUAUGUUCCUCUACCCACUAGCCUCGACGUCGAGUAGGCUAUACGCGCCGCCGAGAAAGGGAAACACAUACUUCUGGAGAAACCCGUCGCCAUGA